AUAAAAUUUUCUUUUGAAAUUUUAUCAAUGAAACUACAAAAGUACCCCUAACUCGAAUUCGAAAUUUUCUCCUUCUUCUCUGUUUGCGUGCAGUCGCAGUUCCCACAGUACACAGAUUCCCUCCUGUUCUUUUUCUUCUCGAAAAACACACACACACGCCUGCUCGAAACGGCGUCGUAGCUGUGCCCCACGCACUGGGACGUGCAGUGCGUGUUGUCAGAGACCAUGAGCACCACACUCAGAUUCCAAUUAAACAAACUACUCCUCACUCCUCAGCAUGAGCAACUUCACACUCACAGCGCUCUCUCUCUCUCUCUCUCUCUCUCUCUCUACGACGACGUCGUAUGCUCCCCUCCCCCCAAAUCCCCCCCUUCGUACCCUAAUAAUUGAUGUCCCUAAUUUGCUUGCUUUCAUCUGAUUCAUCAAUGCCGGAAGCCGCGGCGUCACCCUUACUGCAGCUGUCUGCUCCGUUUUGAGCCUUCUGCGAUCUUGGAUUAGGUUGGAUUUUUUGCAAAUGGGAUUGGAGUCAGAUAAGCAGGGGAUGGAGUUUGCAGCUAGUUCCAAACCCCUUAAACCCCCUGCAAAUAUAUCUGAAAUCGUUUCAAAAUUCGCCAAAGUUUGUAAAUUUAGGUCCAUUGGUGUAUUUUAUUCGUCGGAGAAUGUGGACCAAAGCCAUGUUUACCCGAUGAUUUCUGGCGACAAUGCUCGUCUAUUGGAUGAAGAAAGUGGCGAAGAUGUUCUUUUUUGUGCCAAGAAAAUCUUUCCUGAGCAUGCUGAGGUGCAAAAGAGCGGAAAUUUAUGUGCCCGUGUGGAGCUUGUGCAGUUGUUUGACACGCUUCUGGCGUUAAAAAUAGCGUAUGUUAAGCUCCAAGAAGCACACAUUCCGUAUGAUCCCGAGAAAGUUAGAGUUGCUGAUGAAGAGGUUAUGCUUCAGAUCGAUACACUUGGCAAGAUCAAGAAGGCUUACAAGGAGAAGCAAUUGAAGGAAGCAAAUGCUGUUUCUGCUGGUUCAGCUCUUUUUCUUGCUGAAGUUAAGGUUAAGGAGCAACAACUGGAGAAGUUGAAGUCCCAAGCCAAGAUCAAGGGCAAGAGAGUUGCUAAUUUGAGUAAAAAGCUUCAGGAGCUGGAAACGAAGAACAAAAAGCUGGCUGAAGAGAUUGAGGAACGCGAGAGGGAAAGGUUUGCGGGUUUGAAUCACUAUUCCUUGGAGAAUGUUGUCAGGGCAGUUGGAAAAGCUAUUCAUGAUUUUGCAAAGCCGUUGAUUGCCUUGAUGAAACAUUCAGAUUGGGAUCUAGACCAAGCUGCUUAUGCAAUACAAUCAUCGGUUGUAUAUGCAAAGAGGUCACACAAGAAAUAUGCGUUUGAAGCGUAUAUUGCCAGAAGGAUGUUUCAGGGGUUUCUGCAACAGCCUUGCUUUUUAGGGAACAUAAUGAAGUUGGAUGACCCUAUUGUUGCAUUAAUUGAAGACCCACAAUCUAGUUUUGCCAAGUUUUGCAGAGCAAAAUAUAUGCUAGUAGUUCAUCCCAGGAUGGAAGAAUCGUUCUUCGGUAAUUUGGACCAUAGGAAUUUCGUGGCUAACGGAAUUCACCCAUAUACCCCGUUAUAUCGUGCAUUUGUCAGAAUGGCAAGAUGUGUAUGGUAUUUGCAGGCACUGAUUGCUUAUAUCGAGCCUGAAGCUGAAAUUUUUGGUGUUAAGCAAGGAACUGAGUUCUCAGAUGUUUACAUGGAGGUUGUAGACGAGCUCAAGGAGUACAAGACUAUGGACAACGACCACCAAAGAUACAAAGUCGAGUUCAUGGUAAUGCCUGGUUUUAUGCUAAGGGGGGCUUUAAUAAGGUCUCAAGUAUAUGCUUCUAAAGGGGAGUUCUCAAAUGGCAGACUCUAGGAAGAAUGGGUUUUGGGUACUGUUUGUGAGAGCAUUUUGCAGUUUUUUGCUUUUCAAUUACAGUCCUAGGCAGUGGAUCAGGCUUAAUGAUUUGGCAUCACGGGUGCAUUCGCUAAAAUCGGAUACUCGUAAAAUUAUCAGAAUGAAAUAUAUACUCUGUAAUUAUACUAUCUGCUGCAACUUUGACAUGUAAAUAUAAUCAGUUUUUCUA
Molecule: messenger RNA, 2096 nt
Organism: Salvia miltiorrhiza (redroot sage)
Lineage: Eukaryota; Viridiplantae; Streptophyta; Magnoliopsida; Lamiales; Lamiaceae
Product: protein GRAVITROPIC IN THE LIGHT 1
Exons: 2
Coding region: 515-1885 (456 amino acids)
Biological process (GO): response to red or far red light; negative gravitropism
Source: RefSeq, a predicted model, not a curated record